AGCGGCUGUCCUAGCGAUAUCACUCCGAGUAGUCGAGAGAGCGGGUAGGAAGAAUGAUUUGAUUAUGCUAACCGAGAAGGACCAGCUCGUAUCGUCUGACGAAGAAAAGAUCAAGACAGUAGGACGUAUGACGAAUGUCGCGUUCCGAUUGGGAAAAGUGCAUGCUUUAGGAGAUGUUGUGGUGCUGGACGUGAAUACGUAUGACGUUCUGUUCGGGCUUCUUGCAUUAGUGGCGCUGCGUGCUAAUUUGGACUUCGAACGCCGAUCCGUCAUUCUCCGGAAUACCGGGGGAAAGCCGUAUGUAAUACCCAUGAGACUAACUCUUCGAACGACAGUUAAGUGGGUUCGGUGCCCGAUGGGAAUCUGCAAUGCGCCUGCCACGUUUCAGCGGGCGAUGAACGUGACUUUUCAUAAUUUCGUCAAUAAGACGCGGCUGACUCAGGGGAUGAUUAACUUUUGUGUCAUUGUGUACAUGGAUGACAUUCUGGUGUACUCGGACAUGUUUCACGGACACGCGCAACACAUCGAGUGGACGUUGGGUGCGUUGAGAGACGCAGGUUUCAAGAUUGCGCUGAAGAAGAGCGAGUUUUUCCUCCCGGAAAUCACGUUCUUGGGGUAUGUGGUGACACGUGGAGGCCUGCGGCCGGACUCUCAAAAAGUCGCGACGGUCAAAGAGGCCCCGGUUCCGACCUCGCUGACGCAAGUUCGAGCCUUUUUGGGCCUGGCCUCGUAUUACCGCCGGUUCAUCAAGGGGUUCGCGGCUAUAGCAAGGCCUCUGACAAACCUGCUGCGAAAAGAACAGCCCCUUCAUUGGGAUGACGAGUGCGACCAGGCCUUCGGGGCCCUGAAGGAUGCUCUCGUCACGACCCCGAUUCUGAUCCGACCGGACCCCUUUCGGCAGUUUAUUCUCAUCACCGACUGGCAGCCGGAGGCUAUUUCGGCCAUCCUGGUGCAGAAGGGAAACGAUGGGAAGGAGCAUGUCAUUGAGUACGCUUCUCGGACGGUGCCAGACGAGCGACGAAAUGAUUCCGCGUCACAAGGAGAAUGCUAUGCGGUAGUGUGGGGUAUCCAACACUUCCAUCCGUAUUUGUACGGUCAGAAGUUUUUGCUCGUCACCGACCAUGAACCUCUGUUGGCUCUGAAAAAGCUAACCGACUACACGGGCAUGAUCGGACGGUGGGCGGUGCGGUUGCAAGAAUAUGAAUUCGACAUUGUUCAUCGAAAAACGGAAAGACACGGCAACGCUGACGGACUGACACGUUUGCACCGACCCGUGCGUUCAUGUUGUCGGAGGCUUCUCACCCAGGAGCUUAGGGUCCCAAUUGCGCAGCUGGCCGACCAUCUUGACAUCAGCAUUGUCUCCCAGGUCGACCCGCGCUUGGUGCCCCACGUCACCUCGCGCACGCCGUCGCCGUAUCUUAAGUGGUCAGCUUGCGUGGAGGGCUUCCCAUCGAGAAUUCCGCCUUCACGGUUGGAUUAUUUGUAUCCUCGCGACAUCGUGGAUCCCGCUUUCUAUAGACCGUCGUACGAGGACCAAGUAGAGGAGAUAAUCCGCGAGGAGCUCGCGGAAGAAAGUUCGGAGGAAGAGGAGGAGAAUCUGAACAAAGACGAAGGGGAGCCGGCACAGCAACAAGAAGGAGACGAAGACGAGCUCCUGCAAAUGGAGAGCAAAGAAGAAGCAGAAGAAGAAGACAGCGAGCAGGGGAGCGGUGAUGACAACGACGAGGAGCAGGCCAACGAGGAUCCCCAGCUAGAAAUUGCGCCGGUUGCUGAUCUUCCGAUCAGCAACGAUCCAACGCUCGACCCGGAGCCACCUCUGCCAGACGACGGCCAUGUGGCCCAGGUGGUUGGGCCGUCCGCUCGCCAGCCUCCUUCCCCACCGCGACGCCGCCGACGAAGCCGCUCCCCCUCCGCCUCUCUCUCCCUCGCAGCCCGUCCCCCACUUCGAGCACGUCGAGAUGAGGCCGAUCGGUCUUUGUCCUCGGUCUCUCUCUCUCCGCCCCCAUGACUUCCUCACCCUGCGCCAGCUCACCCGUCCCGCCGUCUUCCCCCACAACCCCUUCCCCCGCGACACUUUCCGUC
Molecule: messenger RNA, 2082 nt
Organism: Chara braunii
Lineage: Eukaryota; Viridiplantae; Streptophyta; Charophyceae; Charales; Characeae
Source: the annotation of a GenBank genome assembly